Molecule: messenger RNA, 1611 nt
Organism: Erpetoichthys calabaricus (reedfish)
Lineage: Eukaryota; Metazoa; Chordata; Cladistia; Polypteriformes; Polypteridae
Product: ATP-dependent DNA helicase PIF1-like
Exons: 2
Biological process (GO): DNA repair; telomere maintenance
Molecular function (GO): DNA helicase activity
Source: RefSeq, a predicted model, not a curated record
AUGCAACUGAAGGUGAAAUUGUUGAAAGAAGACAGCAAGAGCGACAAAGACUAUGAGAAAAUAGACUUCAUGAAAACGAGGAAGAUGCAAAUUCAAGGCGUCAACAAGAUCGCAUUCGAACUCGAGAAAGUCGAGCAAAUGCGUCUGAAAUUCAAGCUCAACUUCGAAGAAACACUGACGCACGUCGAAGAGCCUCUGCAUGAGCUGCUUUCAGCAAUCAACUUUCUCUGGAAUGGUGAAACAUCUUCUAUGUGCUGUAGUGGUGGAAAAAUUCGACUUGCUCCAUUUACCCCUUUGCCCGAUCAAUUGGUUUUGUUGUGGUCAAAUCCGGCUUUUAUGAAGAAAAUUCGUGCGUGGCAACCAGUGGCAUUGCAGCUUAUGGGAGGUCGAACUGCGCACUCUACAUUCAAGCUCAGUUUGGAUCUCAAUGCAACUUCCACAUGCAACAUUCCAGUUCAAUCACAACGAGCUGAAUUGUUACGCAAUACAGACUUGAUUGUGUGGGAUGAAGCACCUAUGAUGAUCAAGUACGGUUUUGAAGCUCUUGACAAGUCGCUCAAAGAUAUCAUGGGCAACGACAAAGUCUUUGGUGGCAAGACAGUUGUGUUGGCUGGCGAUUUCCGACAAAUUCUUCCAGUGGUUCCCAAGGCAACUGCAGCCCAAAUUGUCGAUUCGUGCGUCAAACGUUCAUAUCUUUGGAAACACUUUACUACAUUUCGACUUAAAACUAAUAUGCGUGUACAAAAUGCUGUGGACUCGGCAAGUGCCACUGAAAUUGAAGACUUUGCUAAUUUUCUGUUGCGUGUUGGUGAUGGAAAAUCAAAUGACUGUGAAGAUUGUGGUCAAAGAUUUGUCAAAAUCCCCAAAGAUAUGGUCAUUCCGUGGCAACCAAGAACAAAUACACUUCAAACUUUGAUCCAUGAAGUGUACGAUAAUGCCGAAGAACAUUAUCUUAAUGAUGGCUACUUUUCGGACAAAGUCAUCCUGACUCCACUCAACACUGAUGUCCAUGACAUCAACAACAAGAUUGUGGAUAUCCUGCCUGGCGAAGAGCAAGAAUACUUAUCGAUUGAUUCUGUUGAAGAUUCUGAAGGCUUGGAUGCAUCUCUAUAUCCUGUUGAAUUUCUCAACACACUUGCUAUUUCUGGGAUGCCACCUCAUAAAUUGCGUCUCAAAGUUGGCUCUCCAAUUAUUCUGCUGCGUAAUAUCAAUGGACAUGAAGGACUUUGCAAUGGCACACGACUUCAAGUCCGACAACUCAAGCGAAAUUGCUUGCUGGCUUCGAUCCUCACUGGAGCCCACAAAGGCAAACUUAUUGCCAUUCCACGUACUCCUUUGGUUAUGAAAGAUUGUGGACUGCCAUUUGAACUUUGAUGACGCCAAUUUCCAGUACAACUGGCCUUUGCAAUGACCAUUAACAAGGGUCAAGGUCAAACAGUUCAAGAGGUUGGUGUUUACCUACCCCAACCAGUAUUUGCUCAUGGUCAAUUGUAUGUUGCCUUAUCUCGAGCAACUUCAAGAAAGAAGAUCAAGCUCUUAGUUGGAGAAGAUUGCCACGAGGAUCAAGAUGGUCUUUGCAUCAAUAAUGUAGUGUACCCAGGGGAGUACUGA